ACCCGUUGGAGCGACCAGUUGCAAAUGAUUCCCAGCCACUCACUGUCUAUUUCACCCUCAGCCUCAUGCAGAUCAUGGACGUGGAUGAAAAGAAUCAAGUACUAACAACAAAUAUUUGGCUACAAAUGUACUGGACAGAUCAUUAUCUGCAGUGGAAUGUGUCAGAAUACCCAGGAGUGAAGAAUGUCCGUUUUCCUGAUGGACUGAUUUGGAAGCCUGAUAUUCUUCUCUAUAACAGUGCUGAUGAAAGAUUUGAUGCUACUUUUCACACUAAUGUUUUAGUCAAUUCUUCAGGACAUUGCCAAUACCUGCCACCAGGCAUAUUUAAGAGCUCAUGCUACAUAGAUGUGCGCUGGUUUCCAUUUGAUGUUCAGAAAUGUAACCUGAAAUUUGGAUCCUGGACUUAUGGAGGCUGGUCCUUGGACCUACAAAUGCAAGAAGCAGAUAUAUCUGGCUAUAUUUCAAAUGGAGAGUGGGAUUUAGUAGGAGUUCCUGGGAAGAGAACUGAGAGCUUUUAUGAAUGUUGUAAAGAACCGUACCCAGAUGUAACGUUCACAGUUACUAUGAGACGUAGGACUCUUUAUUAUGGGCUCAAUCUCCUUAUUCCUUGUGUCCUGAUAUCAGCACUUGCCUUGUUGGUUUUCCUGCUUCCAGCAGACUCGGGAGAAAAGAUCUCACUAGGUAUAACGGUUUUAUUGUCUCUCACUGUCUUCAUGCUGCUUGUGGCUGAAAUUAUGCCAGCAACCUCUGACUCUGUGCCCUUAAUUGCUCAAUAUUUUGCCAGCACUAUGAUUAUUGUUGGUCUUUCUGUUGUUGUCACCGUUAUUGUUCUACAAUACCACCACCAUGAUCCAGAUGGAGGAAAAAUGCCUAAAUGGACAAGAAUCAUCCUUCUGAACUGGUGUGCUUGGUUUCUGAGGAUGAAAAGACCGGGGGAAGAGAAAGUGCGUCCUGCCUGCCAACAUAAACAGCGUCGCUGCAGCCUGUCCAGUGUGGACAUGAACACGAUGAGUGGACAGCAAUCCAGUAAUGGGAACAUGCUGUACAUUGGGUUCAGGGGGCUGGAAGGGGUUCACUGCACACCCACCACUGAUUCCGGCGUCAUCUGCGGGAGGAUGACCUGCUCACCAACAGAUGAAGAAAACCUGCUGCACAGUGGCCACCCCUCUGAAGGUGACCCAGAUUUGGCUAAGAUUUUGGAAGAGGUCAGGUACAUUGCAAACCGAUUCAGAGACCAGGAUGAAGAGGAAGCCAUUUGCAAUGAAUGGAAAUUUGCAGCCUCUGUAGUGGAUCGGCUCUGCUUGAUGGCCUUUUCAGUCUUCACAAUCAUUUGUACAAUUGGUAUUUUAAUGUCAGCACCAAACUUUGUAGAGGCUGUGUCUAAAGAUUUUGCUUAACUCCUAACUAGAACCUGCUUCUCUGAUUGGUAUGUAGCAAAUAAGAAUGUGGAGUCUUUUGAUUGCUUGUUUUUAACGAGUAUAAUGCUUCUCAUUGUUCGCUUUCUUUUGCCCCCCUCCGUUCCCGAGUUCCUUUUGGAAGAAUGGCACCAUUUCAGAAGGGAAGCCAAGAGUUUCUCUCUGGGCUGUGUCUGUGUAGCUCCUCUGAGCACUCUUGUAGAAAAUGCCAAGUGGCUGCAAGACCCUUCAGAAUGACAGGGUAUUGCACCACCACCUCUUACACAUGUUUGAACUGGCUGUUCCAAAAUAGGAGGUAACAAUUUCCUUCUGAAGUCUGCUCCCUUGAAAGCAGGAGAAUCAAAUUUCAUGGAAAGGAAGCCCAGAGUCACCCUAGGUACCACUCUUCACCCGAUUGAACACCUUGCACAAGCACCUUUGUGCCUGAGAUAGGGCAGGAAGAGUGAAAGGGAGGCAGGAUAUUUGUUUGCAAAUUUUGUUUUCCUGAAGAUGUAUUCCAAAUCUCACACUUUAAAGACACAAGCGAAACAUUCAAAACUUCUUGUAAGUUCAUCCUGAAACCAUAUGUCAGAAUACUUGUGAAGAAGUUAUGUUUUCAGAAGCAACUAUUAAGACUAAGUCAUGUAAUAAUUCCUGAAAAUAGUUUCUAGUUUAUAGAUUGCAUAUUAAUGGGAAACUAUUAGUGCAAACUCUGAAAUGUGAGUUUUGUUCAGUUGUGAGUAACUGCACAUAUCAUGCAGCAUGUGCUCCUCUUCUGGGUAACCUUUCAAGGCUAGGCUUCCUGAUGAGAAUGUCGAUUUGCAUUGGUAUUUUUUCCUGCUGCAAGUAUUCCUGAAUAGCUAUGUAGAGUGUUCCAUUUAGUCUUUGUAAAGUUUUGGGGUCCUCUUGGAGAAUAGCUUUUAAAGAAAAAAUUUGAUGACUACUUUGCACAAUAGGACACAAUUAUUGCUCUCAUAGUACAUGAUGCAUGUGGUAGAUGAAGCAUGAGAGUCCCCCUCUUUCCACCCAAAUCUGUUUACAGUAUCUAUGGAAAUCAUCUUUCUAAAUGCAGGAGGAGGGAGAAAGCAAGCUACAAUUUGACAGUAAAACUCCUCUUCAGUGACAGACGUGUACCCUUAAAAACUGGAGUUCAGCCUUACAUGAAGUGCUGCCAGAGUCUGUCCCAGUGGGUGGGUGGAACUGUCAGAGACCUGUGGGUGCUGACGAGGGGCUGUGAGACACCAGCAUUCUGCCCACACUGCCUUUAGCGUUGGCAGGGUCAAUGAAAGUGCACCAAGGGGACAAGGGAACCCUCAUUUUCCUACUGUUGACACAACCUGUAAACAUUUGGUAAUAAGUUUAUUAUACAUUUUAAAUAUAAGAGUGAUUCCUCCAUUAUGUUAUUUGGCACCUCUAAGUUAAAUUUUCCUGUAACUGAGCUGAGCAAAAUUGGUAUGGUUUUUGUCAACUCGUGUAUGUCUUAAAUAUAUUUGUGUAUGUGCUAAA
This is a messenger RNA of Sturnus vulgaris (Common starling), 2900 nucleotides long. NCBI's taxonomy places the organism in Eukaryota, Metazoa, Chordata, Aves, Passeriformes, Sturnidae. The record is from RefSeq and is a predicted model, not a curated record.